Hyposmocoma kahamanoa is the source of this 4487-nucleotide messenger RNA. It is a transcript of the gene capu, whose product is annotated as protein cappuccino-like. Gene Ontology annotation, cellular component: cytoskeleton; cytoplasm. Gene Ontology annotation, biological process: actin filament network formation; cortical actin cytoskeleton organization. The coding region runs from base 1 to 4200 and encodes 1399 amino acids. NCBI's taxonomy places the organism in Eukaryota, Metazoa, Arthropoda, Insecta, Lepidoptera, Cosmopterigidae. The transcript is spliced from 10 exons. The record is from RefSeq and is a predicted model, not a curated record. Gene Ontology annotation, molecular function: actin filament binding.
AUGGGUAACAGUCAAACAAAUGAAAAACAACCUAAGACUGGGAAGUCACCUGCCAAAAGUAAACAUUUCAUACGAAAUUUGAAUAGAAAAACACAAGGAAGGGAUAGCAAAAAACAUGGAAGGAAAAAGAACGAUGCGAAACGUGAUGUAAUAGACAGAGAGUAUGAUAAAACGCCCGAUUCUGACAACAUAGAAGCGAUAGACGCAUCCGACAAUGGCACGGUCGAGUGCGUGUUCAAAACAUUGGCGCGGGAAGGUGAGCAGGCGGAGACGGCCAGCAUGCAGUCGGAGGUAACGGUGACCAGGUGCUCUGAGUUCGAAGCGCGGUCAGCGACCCGCGACGAACCGUCCGCCACUGCCGCACCCGCGCCUGCCGCCUCGCCCUCUACCUCCGGCUCAGUGUUCACCGACCCGUUCACGCCGCUUGCCGUCGAGCUCAACCAGUGUUACUACUCCGCGGAGAGCGAUAGCGCGCACGACGAGCCCCCGCGUACCCUUACGGCGACAUCAGCGCGCGCGCAGUCGCUCACUGCUACCGACUUCGCGGAUAUGCCGCAUGACGACACCGCCUCUUUGCUGUCAACAGAUGACAUGGAAAAAGAAGAAAAACGUGAUGUUUUCGAUGACAGCUGUGACAGUAACAGGGUCGAGGAUGAAAAGGUUAUGGGCGGUUUAUUGUCGGGAUUGCGCGGUGGGAACCUCAACAGGAGUACGCACGAGUGCGAACAUGAAUUUCGGGAUAACAGGCUGAAGGCAUCUCCAGGGCAAACUUCGUUCACAGUCUCAAGACAUCGCAAAGUAGAGUUGCCUCCUGUCGUUGUAGACACUUCGCUCAACAUAAACGACGAGGAGAAUAGACGUCAUUCAAGUUUAACCGACGCCCUUAUGACAGAUUCCAACGUUCUGCGGAAGGUCGCUUCGCUUACCCUCGAUAGGCACGGGGAAUUCAAAGUGUCCAGGCCGAAGUUUGUCCCGGAGAAACUAGAUUUUCAGCUGUACGAGAAAUUUGAAGGGCAGAUGCUUCUCAACUGGUUUGUGUCAUCAGUUGCAGACACCAAUACUUUUAAGCAAACUGUAAAUACUCAAGACCUCAAAAACCUUGGGAUCCAGUACUGCACGGAUUUACUGGCUGCUGGAGUGCUCCGACAAAUAUCUGAUAAAAACGCACCGUUGGAGAAUGUAUUCAAGCCGAAUCUAAUGUAUUACUGGGCUCACAUGGAGCUGCCAGUAUCUCAACCGCUCACUCCAGGUCGUCUGCACAUGUGUGCUUGGCCACCGGAUAAAGAAAUUCAGCCGGAAACUAGCCACAUCAUAGAAAAAAACAGAUUCUUCAGCCAAAACAACAAUGAAGAAAUUAAUGACCUUGCGGAAGCAAAACGCAUCAUCUCACAACUUAAACAAAAGCUACAAGAACUAGAAUAUCAACUCGAAAAACUUAAAUUAACAGCACAAAUAGAAUUACUCAGUAAAAAUAUAGAUAUAAUAAAUACGGAAUCGAAAUCACACCUUAAACCAGUUAAAUGGGGUAUAGCCAGCAAAGAGGUACAAACUUGCGAUUUAGCCAGUGAACUAGAUACGCUACAUAACAAUAAACCUGUGAUAAAAAUACCAGAAAAUGAUCCUUUAAGAACAAAUGUACAUAGUUUUGAUAUAAGUAGUGUUUAUGAAAACGAAAAAGAAAAUGAAAUAAAAGCUGAAGUAACAUCUGAAAAACUUGAGAAUUAUUGUAAGUUAAACAAAAGUAGAGAUAUUAAUAACUCUUUUCAAAAAGAAGAACCACCAGAGAACAUAGAAAAAUUAUCAAAUACAACAAAUAGUGAAAAUUUACAUGCCACAUAUUCAGAACUCACUACAUCUGGUAGAUUAUACGAGAGCUCUUCAGAUGCAUCUUUUUGCAGUACAUAUACAUCAUCAGAGUUAAUUGACACCCUUACAGAUUCUGAUAGAAACAAAUCAACUGAGACUAAUCUGCAAAAUCUUAUUAACAACCAAGUUUUCUAUACUUCAAUUACUGAAAAACAUUCCAAAUCUAGCCAAUCUGUGCCCUCUGAAGAGACAAAUACAACAAACACAUCAGAUUACUCAACUUCAAAGUCCCAACUUGAAGCUGCAAAUGACUGUUCUGUGUCUCGUAGUUUACAUGAAGAAAAUGCAAUAGACCAGAAAGAGAAGGAAACGUCUAUCAACAAUGUAUCGCUGUUACAAAUAAGAACCAGCUCUCCUGAAACUUUGCAACAAACAACCAAUACGUCCACCUUAUCUAGAACGUGUACGUCGCCAACUACGAAAUAUUUUCCUUCCCCUCCCUUACUGCCGCCAUUGCCAGAGAUGGAUUCGGUAUCUUUUAUUACGUCUGACAAACAGGUAUCCCAGCCACUGGCAAGAUCCGAUCAAAUAUCAUUUCCUGCCACCGAAUCACCUUUACCUCCGCCUCCGAAGUCCGAAAUUGCGUCACCUCCGCCACAAACGCAAGAGGCGGGCCCACCACCCCCACCGAUGCCUGUGACGGGCCCAUCUGUUCCACCUAUGUCAGGCAUGGGCCCACCUCCCCCACCGAUGCCUGGGAUGGGACCACCUCCCCCUCCGAUGCCUGGGAUGGGACCACCUCCCCCUCCGAUGCCCGGGAUGUGCCCACCGCCUCCACCGAUGCCUGGAAUGGGUUCUUUACCGUUGCUCGUGCAGGGCACGGAAUUAACGCCACCGACAUCUGGUCCACCACCGCCGCCUUUGCCAGGUGGAGGGCCCCCUCCUCCUCCUGGUACACAAGCAACCGGGCCUGUUCCAUUUCCGGCGCCACCCGUGGGAGGAUGGAAUAUGCAAAAAGCUACAUUGAGGAAGAAUCCUGUGAAGCCAUCUGCACCAAUGAAACCGUUGUAUUGGACUAGAAUAUUGGCGACGCCAUUGCAACAAGCAAACCACGGCGAACAAGAUAACAACACAUUAAAACCGUUAUGGCUCGAAAUAGAAGAAACAAGCUUAGAUAAUAUUGAUGAAUUCACGGAUCUUUUCUCGCGACAAGUAGUCAAAGCACCAGUUAAGAAAAAAGUUGAAGUUAAGACCAAAAUACAGCCGGUGAAAAUUUUGGAUAGCAAAAGAUCUCAAAAUGUUGGAAUUCUUGCUCAAAGUUUACAUGUAGAAUUUUCUGAAAUAGAAAAUGCUAUUUAUAAUUUUGAUAUGUCAGUUGUAAGUUUGGAAGCGUUACAACAGAUUUAUGAGCUGCGAGCAACAGAAGAGGAAUUAGCUUCUAUAAAAGAGCACUUAAAGUGUAAACCUGAAACGCCUUUGGACAGACCCGAAGCGUUCUUGCACGAUUUAUCUAGCAUCCCACAUUUCGCUGAACGUAUUUCGUGUUUUAUGUUCCAAGCAGAGUUCGAGGAUGCUAUUAGUACAACAAUGCAUAAGUUGGAUAAUUUGAAACAUAUUUGCGAGUUCCUUAUGACAAGUGAACCUUUAAAGAAGUUAUUUGCGAUCAUCCUAACGCUCGGCAAUUACAUGAAUGGCGGCAAUGGACAACGCGGACAAGCCGACGGGUUUGGUUUGGAGAUACUUGCAAAAUUGAAAGAUGUCAAGUCGAAACAAUCCAACGUGACACUACUACAUUUCAUAGUGCGAACAUACAUGCGAUCCUGCGGCGGCGCGUUGGCGCCGGCCUGUGUACUGCCGAUACCGGAGCCAGGCGACGUGGCGCGGGCGGCGGCCAUCGACUUCGCCGACGUGGGAGCAAACCUUGCUACGCUGCAGAAUCAAUUAGAGUCAUGUAAAGAGAAGACGAAGACCGUACUAGAAACGGAUGUUCAAUCGCACAGCCCAGAAGAGUUUCCUAACGAAAAUAAAAAGCGUCUAGAAGUAUUUAAAGACAAAAUGACAACGUUCAUAAACGCGGCGGAGGAGAAAUUAAAGACUGAACACGAAAAUUUAGAAGAAUGUCGAUCAAAGUUUAGAUCAACUGUUAAAUUUUAUCAAUAUUCGUCCAAAGUCGGCAAAGCGGACGAAUGUGAGCCUCAAGAAUUUUUUACUUUAUGGAUAUCGUUUUGUAGUGACUUUAAAGACAUUUUCAAGAAGGAGGAACAAAUAGCUAUAAAAGAAAAAUUAAAAGAAGCCAAAAGAAUGCAGGAGGAGAGAAAAACUUGUACCCAACCGAAAAAAGAAGGUGGCUUGAAGGCGCGCUUACAAAAAUUAUCUAAUGCUAGGAAAAGCUAAGCUUCUUUUAUAUAUGUAAUGUCAUAGUAUUCGCACAAAGAUUUAACAUUUUAUUAUCAUUCCUUUUAGUUGAAUUUUGAAAUGCUUUCCUCUGUAAAUGUACCUGAAUGCUAUAGUAAACAAUUAAUUUUAAAUAUGUAUAAAUUAUACAGAAAUUACAACUAUUUACGAUGAUUUGGAAAACCAUGUCGCACACACGACACCAAAUAUUGUCGUAACUCAGAAUUGUGCAAUUGAGAAAACACGAUUUGAAAAUAAAAAAAUAGAAUGAAACCAAUAUAAUAAAU